Colletotrichum chrysophilum is the source of this 1662-nucleotide messenger RNA. RefSeq lists its product as uncharacterized. Gene Ontology annotation, molecular function: FAD binding. The coding region runs from base 1 to 1662 and encodes 553 amino acids. The record is from RefSeq and is a predicted model, not a curated record. The transcript has a single exon. Lineage: Eukaryota; Fungi; Ascomycota; Sordariomycetes; Glomerellales; Glomerellaceae.
AUGCAGAAAAUCGAAAAGACUCGUGUCGUCAUUGCAGGUGGAGGUCCGGUUGGCUUGUUCACGGCCUAUCUCCUUGCCCGCCAGAAGAUCGAGUCCAUCGUCUUGGAGAGGCGCCUAGGCGUUUCUGACCACCCCAAAGCACAUACGAUCAAUCCCAUGACGCUAGAAAUAUUCCGCCAGGCAGGCUUAGAUGUUGCUUAUAUCCGAAAACAUGCAGCGACAGCCGAAGAUGCCGGACUGGUGCGUCUUGUUUAUGGCCUGGCCGAUGCCGAGAUUGGCUGCUUCCCCUACGAACGCCAAGAUGACAAGGUGCGCACUCUGACACCCGAGCCUUUGGUGAAUUGGCCACAGCCAGAGCUAGAACGCCUCCUCGAGAAGGCGGUAGUGGAGACCGGCCUCGUUCAAUUCAGGAGGGGCUGGCAGGUGGAUGCAGUCGACAUUACGGAUGUGGAGGGGACUGGCUGCGUCGUUUCGUGCAGUCCCAAGGGACAGGAUCGCGACAUCAAAACACUCAGCAUCGAGGCCGAUUUCGUCAUUGGUGCCGAUGGCGCCAAUUCGACCGUGCGGGAUAAGACGGCCGGCAUUGAGUUUGAAUCCUUGGGAACUGGCCAUGCUUACCAGUCAAUUGUCUGUAAAGGCAGCCUGCGCUCUGCGCUUCCGCCGGGUCGCGAGGCCAUGCUCUACUUUUGCUUCCACCCCGAGCAUCCCAGCGAGUUCAUCGCACACAAUGUCGAUUCCUCCUUCGUCCACGUCGUUCCUGUCAUGGACCCCGCGUCAACUGGUGGACAACCCAAGGCACCACCAAUUGAGGCCUGCCUUCCAGGUCUGCAAUACUCGGAGGUCCUUCGUACUAUUUGGGAGACUGCUCCUCGGGUGGCAUUCUCGUACAGUGAUGCAACGCUCCGUGUGUUUCUUUUGGGAGAUGCUGCCCACAGCUUGCCGCCUCAGGGUGGUCUCGGUCUCAACACAGGCAUCGCCGAUGCACACAACCUGGUGUGGAAACUUGCUGCCAUAAUCCAGGGGAAAGGCACCCCGAGCCUUCUCACCAGCUUCACCCGUGAGCGUCGACCUGUUGCACUGGCAAAUAUCGAGUACUCCAAGGCUAGUGAGGCCGCCUUCUACUCCGUCAGUACCAUACUGGUGGGCCUCGCCCUCCAGUACAAAGAAGCGAGGGCGCAGGCGCCAGAUCUCACCAUGGAUGGAUUCCUCCAACGGCCCGCCGUUUCCGCUACGGCAGUUGAGGCAGUCACAGAGGCGAGCAGACAUUUCGACUCUCUAGCUCUCCAGCUCGGAUUCAUCUACGACGAUCCGUCUCGGACGUUGUCUCUUCUUGAAAAGCCAACGGUAUACGUGCCACGAGCAUGUCCUGGAGCAAGGCUGCCGCACGGGACCAUCAACGAUGGGUUAUCCCUUUUCGACCUUGUGCCCUACGAUCGAUUCACCGUGCUGCACUUCGCGAAUCCGGCGUUCGCAUCCUGCCACUGGGCAAUUGAUGUGGCAAGCCUUGGUCUGCCCGAAAGUUGGUUUGAAGUGGUCCCGGAAAUCAAAGAGGGGAAGGGAAUCAUUAUCAGGCCGGACAACCAUGUUCUACUGCAUGUGGAUAACCUGGUUCAGGCGGACGAUGCGGUCAAGAAGUAUUUGGAUAAAGGGAAGUGCGCGUGA